Molecule: messenger RNA, 393 nt
Organism: Penicillium arizonense
Lineage: Eukaryota; Fungi; Ascomycota; Eurotiomycetes; Eurotiales; Aspergillaceae
Exons: 1
Coding region: 1-393 (130 amino acids)
Source: RefSeq, a predicted model, not a curated record
AUGUACCGUCGCUCGCCUGUGUCAAACCGAUUCUGGGAAGACAAGCGAGUGGAUAUGUCGCAAGUGAAAUGCCCUGCCUUUAUCCGAGGAUUGGAUGUCAGCUCCAUUCACACUAUAGGUUCUAUUCGAGGAUAUUUAGAGGUUCCUCAUUCGAACAAAUGGAUCCAAUGGGGUAGCAAGCAGGAGUGGUAUGAGUUGUACAGCAUACCAGAAUCUAUGAAUGAGCUAGGACUCUUCUUUGACCGGUAUCUGAAAGGAAAGGAUAACGCAUGGGAAAAAACACCCAAGGUUCGAUGGUCGCCACUGCAGUUUGGAGAUCGUGAGGCAAUCGACGACAUUGUUCUUGAGGAUUUCCCGGCUCCCACCACUGAAUACCGACGACUUUUCCUUUGA